This is a messenger RNA of Megachile rotundata (alfalfa leafcutting bee), 692 nucleotides long. Its product is annotated as syntaxin-1A. Gene Ontology annotation, biological process: vesicle fusion; exocytosis; intracellular protein transport. The record is from RefSeq and is a predicted model, not a curated record. Gene Ontology annotation, cellular component: endomembrane system; SNARE complex; plasma membrane. Gene Ontology annotation, molecular function: SNAP receptor activity; SNARE binding. NCBI's taxonomy places the organism in Eukaryota, Metazoa, Arthropoda, Insecta, Hymenoptera, Megachilidae.
UGGUUUCAAUUUUUAUAGAAAUGGGAAAGGAAAUAUCUCCAAUUGACAAUUUAACAUUAACCAGUGUAAGGGAGGGACCAAUACAUAUACGAGUUAAAGCAUUACAAUACACAACAAUGCUACGAUUAUUUUCCGAAAUUAUGGAAGAAUAUAAUAUAUCAAUGUUAAGAUAUCAUGAUAAAUGCCGUUUACUUUUGCAACAACAAAAAGUUUUAAUCAGAAAACAUAUUACAAGUGAAGAACUAGAGAAGCUACUGGAUAAUCAAGGAAAUAGUUUAUUUGUUGAUAAUAUUUUAGAAGACAGUAGAAUUGCAAGGCAACAAUUAUCAGACAUUCAAAGCAGACAUAAUGAUAUAGCAAAAUUAGAAAAAUCUAUAACUGAAGUUAGGGAUAUGUUUACUGAAAUGGCAUUCCUUAUUGAAAAACAAGGAGAGCAAGUGCAUAGUGUAGAAUAUUUUGCUGGCAAAACGGCAAAUAAUGUUGAUAGCGGCCGCAAUGAUCUCAGAAAAGCAGAAAAACGCAGUCAUAGCUAUAGAAAGAAAAAAAUUAAACUUUGCAUCAUAAUCAGUAUAAUAGUUGUUGUUAUCUUGCUGAUAAUGAUUUUUGUAUAGAAAAAACUAUAGAACUUUGUAAAAGUAAAAAUUUAUUAAUAAGUAUAAUAAACAGUAUUUUUUUAUAAAACCUUCCACUAU